Molecule: messenger RNA, 1296 nt
Organism: Fusarium pseudograminearum CS3096
Lineage: Eukaryota; Fungi; Ascomycota; Sordariomycetes; Hypocreales; Nectriaceae
Exons: 5
Coding region: 1-1296 (431 amino acids)
Biological process (GO): transmembrane transport
Cellular component (GO): fungal-type vacuole membrane
Molecular function (GO): transmembrane transporter activity
Source: RefSeq, a predicted model, not a curated record
AUGGCCUACCAAAGCGACCAAGAGCCCAGAUCUCCCGAGAGAGAGGUUGAGAAGGGAGACGAUGCAAGUAGCUCAGACGAGGAGCCCAGUCGAUCCAAUACGGAGGCAGACCCUGAUAUGGGGAUCGAACAAGACUAUGGCAUCACUCAAAUUGAAACAGGAACGGAGAGACAGCAACCACCAGGUACUCGCUCGGCUCUAGACCGUGUAUUGAGUCGUACUUCAGUUGCCGACAAAGAUCCUGGACCUCCUCCGGAUGGCGGAUUCUGGGCAUGGUCGUCAGCCAUCGCUGGCCAUAUCAUGAUGCUCAACUCAUGGGGAUACAAUAGCUCCUUUGGCGUCUUCCAAACCUACUACACCAACCAUCUUCCCAAUCCCGCAAGCCAGAUCAUCUGGAUCGGCUCCGUCCAGAUCGCCGCCUUGUUCUUCAUUGGUACCUUUGCCGGUCGUUUAACCGAUGCCGGAUACUUUCGCGCUACCUUUGCUGCAGGUUCCGUCCUGACCCUUCUCGGAGUCUUCAUGACUUCCCUCAGCGACACCUUCUGGAAACUUCUCCUCGCGCAAGGACUGUGCACCGGUUUGGGCAACGGUCUGAUGUUCACCCCCAGUCUGGCUGUCGUUUCGACAUACUUCAAGAGGCGACGCGCAUUGGCUUUUGGCAUUGUCUCUACAGGAAGCCCCGUCGGUGGACUCAUCUUCCCUUCAAUGGCAAGACAGCUUCUCGGCAGGAUUGGGUUUGCUUGGACGGUUAGGGCUAUAGGUUUGGUACAGCUGGUAACCUUGAUCAUGGCGAAUUUGCUCCUCCGCCCAAGGCUACCACCAAGAAAGGCUGGUCCUUGGGUUGACUUUGCCUCCUUCAAAGAAAAGGGGUACCUGUUUUUCGCAAUUGGCAUCUUCUUUGUAUUCUGGGGCACAUUCUUUCCUUUUUACUAUAUGGCCUCCUUUGCAACAUCGCAACUGGACAAGCCCCUGGCAUACUCGGAUGCGCUGAAUCUUUUACUUGUCGUCAACGGUGUGGGAGUCAUAGGGCGAUCGCUUCCCAACGCCAUCGCGCAUCACUUUGGAAGCAUUACUUGCAUUAUACCCGCCUCGUUUAUCUCUUCUGUCUGCCUCUUUUCAUGGACUGGGGUAUCCACGGUCGGAGGGCUGUACGCUUGGGCUAGUGUCUACGGCCUGCUUGCUGGUGCUUGUAUGAGCCUGUACCCACCAGCCUUGUCGGACUUGACGACCGAUCGACUCUUACCGGACCUCCGAUUGCUGGAAUCAUCAUCAGACAUUAUGGAGGACAUUAUCUAG